This is a messenger RNA of Danaus chrysippus (African queen), 447 nucleotides long. The record is from the annotation of a GenBank genome assembly. Lineage: Eukaryota; Metazoa; Arthropoda; Insecta; Lepidoptera; Nymphalidae.
AUGGUUAGUGAUGUCCACCAAGUGUCUCGUCUCCGCUACUUUGUCCCGGAGGUCACUCACCAAAUAUCGAUCGACGGGGUAGUGGUGUCUUUCUGGCCUCACCUGUUCGUGAGACACAGCGGCUCGGGCGUCCUCCUCGACGCUCCCCGCUCUGAGGACAAACACAAUGGGCGGCUCCUGGGAAAUAUCGAUUUCGAAAUCUAUCAGAAAAACAUUAAGUGGCUCCUAACAAAACACAUAGUGUUGACGACGCUCGUCAGCGACGAAUUAGAAAAAAGAUAUCUCAAGAAGGGCGCCGACGAGAGAAAAGAGGCGCCGAGAACGAGCUCGGGCACCGACACUACAGAGCGACUCAUAUGUACAACACGGAAUAUAUACAACACAGAUAUGUACAGAAUAAAUAAACACAGAGAGGACGGCGCCCACACGGACGAGCCUCCUCACUGA